This is a messenger RNA of Paramuricea clavata, 705 nucleotides long. NCBI's taxonomy places the organism in Eukaryota, Metazoa, Cnidaria, Anthozoa, Malacalcyonacea, Plexauridae. The record is from the annotation of a GenBank genome assembly.
AUGUCGCAGUGGCAUUGUUACCUAAAGAUUGCCUACUAUUUGGCUUUAAUUGGUUAUCAUAUAUCAGAUAUUGUUUUUGAUUGGAUCGAAUUCGGAUCUGAAGUAUGCGACCAAGGGAAAUUUGCAGGAGUUCCAACCAACAGCACCGCUGUCAAACGCAUACUUGGUUUGAGUUGCGGUGUUGGGUCCCUUUGUAGUUUGGCCAUGGUCGUAGUGUAUUUGUAUUACAUCGAUUUUCAUUGGAAAUGUAGCCAAAACUCGGGUUACUGUCUGAUCAACAACGCUCGGUUAACAAGAGACGGACUGCUUAAUUGUAGUGAUGAUAAUCAAACUAGAGCUCCGGUUUGCAACCGCCAUUUUGUUUUGGUAGAACUGGUAAUCUCGAACUUCGAGCUGUAUUUGAAAGACGACAUACAGAGUGUAUUGCUCAUAUACAUGUACGGUGUUUCGCAAAAAGACCCGUCUUCGGUAAUCCAACUCGACUGGCGUGGUAUCCUUUUUGCAGUUUGCAGUAUUGUGGCCAAUUUGAAGUUGUGCGUUUGCUUUACAACAAAACUAUUUGGCCUAGGAAGUGGUGAGAAAAUGCCAGAAUGCGAGAGUACGAAACAUUGUUGCUGUCUAUUCGGUAUGAUUGGUUCCAUCAUCUUCGAAAUUCUAAGCAUAUUGUACCUGGCACUUGCCCUGUCUGACUUGUUGACUUCCUGA